CCAACAGCAAGGUGUAGGUAUGACAUCCGCGGAGGAGGCUUUACCGCGUCGUAAAGGCCAGCGCUUGGGUGUUUGCAAAGCUGCCGACAACUGUCAAGUGUUUCGUUGGAGGUAUUCCAAAGAACAAACAGAGAGAGGAAAUUUUGCAGGAGAUGGAAAAAGUAACAGGUGGUGCAACGGGUGUCUGUGUACCUUCGUUCGAAUGUGGACCUCGCUACGUGAAUCUGAAUUAUAUAGGGGAGGGAGCUUACGGAAUGGUCGUGUCGGCUCUGGACAGCAAAAACGGCACCCACGUAGCCAUAAAAAAGAUUUCCCCCUUUGAGCACCAGACGUGCUGCCAGAGAACGUUGAGAGAGAUCAAAAUAUUAACCAGGUUUAAGCAUGAAAAUAUAAUUGAUAUCCGGGACAUCUUAAGGGCACCGACCAUCAGUGAAAUGAAAGAUGUUUACAUCGUCCAAUGCCUGAUGGAUACAGACAUGUACAAGCUGCUGAAGACCGAAUCCCUGGGUAACGACCACGUCUGUUACUUCCUCUACCAGAUUCUCAGGGGUCUCAAGUAUAUCCACUCCGCUAAUGUCCUUCACAGAGACCUCAAACCUAGUAACAUACUCCUCAACACUAGUUGUGAUUUGAAGAUUUGUGAUUUUGGCUUAGCACGAGUGGUUGACCCAGACCAUGACCACACGGGGUUCCUCACAGAGUAUGUGGCCACCAGAUGGUACCGCGCCCCAGAGAUCAUGCUCAGCUCCAAGGGCUACACAAAAUCCAUUGACGUGUGGUCCGUGGGAUGUAUCCUGGCGGAGAUGUUGGCUAACAGACCGCUGUUUCCAGGGAAGCACUAUUUGGAUCAGCUGAAUCUCAUUCUUGGGGUGCUGGGCUCCCCCACCCAGGAAGACCUCAACUGUAUCAUUAAUGAAAAGGCUAAAAGAUACAUUGAGUCUUUACCUUACAAACCCAAGGUACCCUGGGAGAGACUGUUUCCUAAAGCUGACAAGAAAUCCUUAGAUCUGCUGGAGAAGAUGCUGACCUUUAACCCACACAAGAGGAUAACAGUAGAGGAGGCAUUAGCUCACCCUUAUUUAGAAGAGUACUAUGAUCCUACUGAUGAGCCUGUCAUCGAGGAACCAUUUACCUUCGAGACAGAACUAGAUGAUCUUCCCAAAGAGCGGCUAAAAGAAUUAAUAUUCGAAGAAGCUGUCAAAUUCAAAGAAACAUAUGAGAGUAAUCUCCCUUCCUGAAGGAUACGGUGUGCUUGGAGACCUCCGCCCACUGAUCAACAACAUUCGACCUGUGUAGGCACUACGGAUUAUUUUUACCGAUUGAGGUAAAUUUUUCUUUGUUACUCAUGAUAUAUUGGCGAGAACAUGACUGAUAACAUGUUCUGUAAUCGUAAGAGGUAACUGUAAAAGGUUAUUAUGAAACGUAUUGUAAGAACAGGCUGAUGUUUUCUUCGGACAGUGUUGUCUGUGUAAGCCACGUGACUUUGUACGGCGAAGUCCAUGUUUCCAGUCUUUGUCGCCUUUCCUUGGGAAUUAGCGAAUACACUAGUCUUUAAUUAAGUACAUGUAACUGUGACGCACAUUAAUUUGUAUCUCUGCGAGGGAAGUUUGUCAAGGUUGUAAAUAGGGAAUUUCAAGAACAAUUACCUGAGCGGUUUGUGAUUACUGUAUUUGUAGUUACUUUCGCAUGUAGAUGAUGAGCUGGUUAAUGCGAUUGUCAGUUUCAGUUAUUUUAACUGAUUUUCCACUUCGUCCGAGUGACGCCUGUGUAACUUAGUAGUUUUAUACAUGCACAAUGUUAUAAGCAUUAUGUUGUACUGUAUUUGUGUUACGGUAAGGUUUGCAUUCAUUUACUGUAGGUGGUGUACUUUGAAUGAGUUAUGUACACUGUACGUAAUAUCAGGUAUCCUUGAUACAGUAGUAUUUACCAUAGUACGGUUAUUGUACAGUACAUAUACCCUGUAUUGGUUGAGUUCCUUUCUGAUUUACACCUGUGUAGUCAUUCUGGCAUUAGGCAUUACAGUUUUCUGUUUUAUUUUAUUGCUCAAAUCAAUUGUUGUAAUACAGAAACUGUGUUGAAGACAGGCCAGAGCCGAUUGUAAUACAUGUACUUAUGCAAGUAUGAUGUAAAAUGUUGUGUUCAUGGAAAUAAACCGCCACUU
Messenger RNA from Liolophura sinensis, 2161 nucleotides. Its product is annotated as mitogen-activated protein kinase 1-like. Lineage: Eukaryota; Metazoa; Mollusca; Polyplacophora; Chitonida; Chitonidae. The transcript is spliced from 11 exons. Gene Ontology annotation, biological process: protein phosphorylation. Gene Ontology annotation, molecular function: MAP kinase activity; ATP binding. Bases 153 to 1238 code for a protein of 361 amino acids. The record is from RefSeq and is a predicted model, not a curated record.